Messenger RNA from Gadus macrocephalus (Pacific cod), 1560 nucleotides. RefSeq names its product zinc finger BED domain-containing protein 4-like. Gene Ontology annotation, molecular function: protein dimerization activity. NCBI's taxonomy places the organism in Eukaryota, Metazoa, Chordata, Actinopteri, Gadiformes, Gadidae. The record is from RefSeq and is a predicted model, not a curated record.
AUGGCAGAAUUCAGAUCCAGAGGUUUUCAGAGGCUGGUGGCUGCAAUGGAGCCCAGAUACAAACUAAAAACUGAGAAGCACUACCGCACUGAUGUUCUAGAUGGUAUCAUUACGAAAGUGGAGAAGAAAAUAAAAACACUCAUUGCAGAGGAUGCUGGCCCUUUUUUGUCUUUCACAACAGACUGUUGGUCAGGGGACACUGAAGCACUGAUGAGUCUAACAUGUCAUUUCAUUGAUGACAACUGGGAAAGGAAACAAGUCAUCCUAAAUGCCAAGGCAAUGUCUGGCUCCCACACUGGGGACAGCAACAUGUUCAUCAGCAUGCUGAAGCACUGGGACAUCAGCCAUGACAGAGUUGUGCUAGUGCUCCGUGACAGUGGUGCUAACAUGGUAAAAGGCCUCAGACUGACAGACGUACCUGAUCUCAGCUGCAGUGCACACACUAUACAGCUUGUGGUGAACGAUGGGAUCAACAGUCAGCGAGUGGUGCUGGACGUUAAUGCCAAGUUAAAGACCAUAGCCAAACAUUUCAACCACUCCGUGCUGGCAAAGCAGCAUCUGAAAGAUAUUCAAAAAGAACUUGGACUUCCCCAGCACAGUCUCAUUCAGUCUGAACCCACUCGCUGGAACUCAACACUCCACAUGAUGCAGAGGAUGCUGGAGCAGAAACGCGCUGUGAACAUCUAUGCUGGAGAAUAUGGAAAAUUUGCUACUCCAACAGCAGAUCAAUGGGACAUCAUUGCCAAUUUGAUUGACACACUGGAACCAGUUGAGGAAGUUACCCUCGAGAUCAGCAGGUCAGAGGCUUCCAUCUCCAGUGUCAUCCCAAGGAUUGCAGUGCUGAAAAUGUUGCUUCAAUUGGAACUGGCCAUGUUGUCUGUCCAGCGGGACAAUGCCAUGAUUGGUCAGGUAUAUGACAUGCUUAACAUGGUUUGGAAGACCUAUCACUUCAGUCCCAAAUCGAUGAGGGAGCUCAAGGCCCUUGGAGAAGACCUUGGGGUGAAUGUGCUCGUCCCCAGUGGGGUUAGAGCAGCGGUUCCCAAACUGGGGGUCGCGACCCCCCGGGGGGUCGCGGAGCACCGAGAGGGCCCUACAGAAUCUGCCACUGCAAAGGCAGUCAGAUGCUUCAACAUUUUCAACCAUGACUCCUGGCCAGAGAGCCAAGAGAAGUUGGUGGACCAUGGUGCAGAUGAUCUUGAGUUCCUCUUGGAACAUUUCUCCCCCAUCAUCUCAAGGAUGUUUAAGGACAAGAGCUACACAAGCCUGUGGGAGAUGAUGUUGAACAGAGAGCCAUACUGCUCGGAGUUCAAGAACAUCCUGCACCUGGUCCAUAUAAUGCUGGUCCUCCCAGUGUCUUCUGCAGUGCGUGAGAGGGGAUUCUCUUCACAGAAGAGGAUAAAGUCUGACGUGAGAGCAUCUCUUCAUUCAGACACAGUGGAAGACCUGAUUAGAAUCAGCGUUGAGGGUCCAACUUUGGAGGACUUUGACCCAACAGAGUGUGGCAAUCUGGUUGACCCAAGGAAAGAGGGCAUGGCCAAAUUACAAAUGUUGGCCGUCUGA